Molecule: messenger RNA, 2244 nt
Organism: Phycodurus eques (leafy seadragon)
Lineage: Eukaryota; Metazoa; Chordata; Actinopteri; Syngnathiformes; Syngnathidae
Product: urokinase plasminogen activator surface receptor-like
Exons: 5
Coding region: 282-905 (207 amino acids)
Source: RefSeq, a predicted model, not a curated record
GACCAGAAGUAGUAUUUUCACCAGAUGGUAAAAAAAAAAAAGAAUCUCAAAUGAAAGCAGGCUGCAAAUGAUUGUGCGCCAAAGCAGUAAAGCACAUACAGUAUAUGCUUUCUACCAAGCUUGCUGGUGGACUGUAAUGUGUUUUUUAACCCCCCCCCCCAAGUGAAGUGGAGGAUGGAAAGGGAGUGGUCUAAGUAUGGGACACACUCCUUCAGUUGGAGGAUGACUACAUAAAACUGAAAGAAAUCAAAUGAAGAGUCACUUGCUUGCUAUCAGACAAAAUGCAUCACCUGCUGUUACUAUUUGGGAUUUUACACCUUCCUAAAGCCUAUACUUUGAAGUGUUAUGAAUGUGCAGCUGGAAGCUCAGCGACCUGCAUCGACAAGACAAAAGAAUGCCCCCCACUGGCGACGCAGUGUAGUGCACUCCGAUUAAUCGUGUAUUCAGGCGAGUCGGUUAUUGCGGACGUCAAUGGGAAAAGCUGCAGCUUUGCUGACCACUGUGCACAGGCCUCAGUCAAUUUUGGAGUGACCAGGACCAUACUUACCAACCAGUGUUGCACCACCGACCUGUGCAACAGCCUUGCUGUGCCGGACUUAAGCGAGACCAGGCCCAAUGGUAAAAAAUGUUUCACCUGCAAUGGGCUACAAUGCGCUGCCACAGUGGAAUGUCAAGGCAAUGAGUACCACUGCAUCUCAACGACAGUGGACGUGAAAGGCCAAAAGACGGCUAUGAAGGGCUGCGCCUCCAAGCAAUUGUGCACCAAUACGGAACAGAUGGAAGGACUCAUUGGAAAUCAGAUCAGCUGCUGUGAGGGCGACUACUGCAACAGUGGUAGCAGACCAAGAGCUGGCCUCCUGCUGUUGGGAGCACCGCUGCUCCCUUUGGUUAUUAUGUCGCCUUAACACGCGGGGCUAAGUCGAACCUGUAGUCUUAGACACCGUGCUGCAGCUCAGUUUCAAUCUUCUUAUAGCCUACAGGCCAUCUUUGUGGAGCGCGGCAAUCAUUUUUUUGCUGUGAGGUGCCGUAUUUAACUUUGAAUGACCAGUACUGCUUGAGAGAGUGUGAGAGGGAUAACACCUCUCCUCUCGAUCAGACCUGCUCCCCAUUCACACCUGAGAGAGAGGUUUGGACAUUUUCAUUCAGGGGUGCACUCACUUUUGUUGCCGGCAGUUUAGAAAUUGAUGGCUGUCUGAUGUGUUAUACCCUGACUACUUUAUAUUGUUGUAAAUGGUCAUUUCUUUAGUGUUGUCCUAUGAACGGUAUAUAAGAAUGAGAUAUUGUAUGUACAGCAACACGCAUGUCAGAGAAUGUAGAGAAUUUCACAAACAAAAUAUGAAAAUGUGUUUUCUGAAAUGCUGACUGACUUUUGCUCCGAGUUGUUAAGGCCACACUGAAGAGAGAAAAUAUAUGCGAUUGUGUAAUGCGUGACAUGUCAAUCGUUGGCGUUUGUAUGGGGAACGUGCGCCCCCUUGGGGAGUGGCGCCCUGUAGAACAGAUAAUAAUUUAAAACAAACACUUUGGUCAGCCAUGUCCCAGGAACGUUUAUUUCAUGGGAAUAUUUUCUUUGAUUUGUUGCAGAAGUCAUUAAAGUGUUGUUGUUGUUGUUUUUUUUUAAAAAAACUAUUGUCAUAUACAACAUUAUACAUAUGGACCAGCCGGCCUCAGCAUCAUCAGGAUCAACCACACAUUUGGGGAGCAGAUAUCAUACUAAGGUGUCAUAGACAAUUUUGCAUCAAGCAAGGCCAGAUGGCGAAACCUUUGAAAUAAUUUAACAAUCAAAUCCUCAACACAAAGCAAAGCCAAAAUUAUUGCUAUAAGGUUUCCUCAUGUACCCCCCCCCCCCCCUCCCCACACACACACACACAAUUUAUAUAUAUAAAAAAAAACACUGAAGCGUUCUAAGGUUCAACUGUGUUUUAGUUUUCUGUCUGAUGCAUUUUCAGUGAUUCAAAUCCUUGAUAAGUAUAAAGCAAUUGUGUCCUAAGGAGCAUUUUGCUGCAUCGUUUGCACGCUUUGUUUCUGUAUGACAAAAUAAAACAAAGAUAUUUGGUCUAGUUUUGCUCUCUAAUGGUCAACACAACAAAUAAUACAACUUCAUUUUUGUAACCAAAGACUCGUGUUUAAACUUUGCCAGACCGACAUGACCCCAAUUCUUUGCUUCAAGGGCGUAAAAUAUUUCUGUUACAGUUCCUUUUGUGUUUGCGAGUAUACGAAACCCAGAUGUGCUACUUCCUCUCAAGA